This is a messenger RNA of Aegilops tauschii subsp. strangulata, 393 nucleotides long. The record is from RefSeq and is a predicted model, not a curated record. Lineage: Eukaryota; Viridiplantae; Streptophyta; Magnoliopsida; Poales; Poaceae.
AUGAUCGCAUAUCGUGAGGCUGUGCGCAAGCUCGAGAUUCACUUCGAAGGCCUGGAACUUCACCACUUUCGCCGUGAUCAUGACCGGAUACCCUUGAAAAAAUUGACUGUAGCAGCGAAUAAAUCCUGCCUUACGUCUUCUUGGAGCAACUCCAGGAUAAUCGAGAGCCGGCUCCACCGCUCCAUGCCACCGCUCGCACCCUCGCCGCAGCUCGCCCCCUCGCCGCCGCUAGUUUCCUCGCCGCACAGCGCUCCCUUGCCGCAGCUCGCGCCCUCGUCGCCGCUCGCACCCUCGCCGCUGCGGAUUCAGCGCUGCUACGCCUCGCCGCUUCAUGACGGAUCGUUGAGGGUGGUCUGCCGAUCUGGUGCACCAUCCCGCUCUGGGAGCAAGUAG